This is a messenger RNA of Thlaspi arvense, 1280 nucleotides long. Lineage: Eukaryota; Viridiplantae; Streptophyta; Magnoliopsida; Brassicales; Brassicaceae. The record is from the annotation of a GenBank genome assembly.
GCCUCUAGUUUCAAAAUAUAUCACGAGUAAUCUUGUCGCCGAACUUUCUUUCGCUUGUUAUGUGCUUCUGCGCCCUACUUGGGCUCUCGCAACAUCUCCACUCAAUUCUGUACACUCCUCCUCCAUCAUGGCUUUCGCUAUUUCCAACGCCUUCCGUUACCCUCAUCCUCAAAUUCGUGACAGGAGCUCACUCCUUACCCUUCGAACUCCCAAAUCGCCUUCUUUUGUCAGGCUUCCCCCUGGAAGGGUGUUACAGAGCAGGAUUGUGAUACGUGCUGCUUCGUCUGCGGCUGGAAACCCACAGUCCGAUGCUGACUUUAACCCAUAUGAGGUUCUUGGUGUUAACCCAAUAGAGGGAUUUGACAAGAUCAAACAGACAUAUGGAAGAAAACUUAAAGAUGCUCAGAGGAGUGGUGAUGAAGACACUGCUGCUCUACUUGAGAAAGCAUAUGAUAAGCUCAUGUAUUCCCAGCUAAUGGAUAGGAAAAAGGGUGUGACUUUCGGUUCGUUUAAGGUUUCCAAGGACAUUAAAUAUGCUGAUAAGCAACCCAUGAUACCAUGGGGUCCAAGGUAUUCCAAGUCCCCCAGAAAUGAUAUGUUGAUCAACCUAGCAAUAGCCGCUGUGUUUAGUGCAUGGAUUGCCAUAAAGCGCAGUGUUGAAUACAAACCGCUGCAGUUUAUGUCUUUUGUAUUUGUUUACAGAAUUUUUGAGAAAUUAAAAUCCUUUGAAGCACCUUCAUCUCCAACAUAUAACGAGGAAGGCGAAGAUAACGGACGGGGAUUGAGAAUGGGAAAGAGGCUUCUUCGGUCUCUUUCAUUAGUUUUUGGCUCUAUACUUGUGGCAUCUUUGGCGUACACCGGGAUCUUAAAUGGCAUCGAGUACAUGGGCAGCUCCAUACCCAUUGUUCUUUACAAUAACCAGGAACUUAUAGUGACGGCCUCAUCAGCUUUGAUGCUCUAUGUUAUGGCGUCGUAUUACAGAUAAUGCGAGAGAGCCCACGUGAGACUUGAUCUAUCAGAGGGUUUUUGAAAAGUUUUUGCUGUAUAGCCUGUGGCUGAGAUGAAAAGUUUAUUUUCUUGGGAGAUUGAAUAUGUUUUCUAGAAAAUCAAGUUAAUUUACCAUUAGAGAAAAACCCUUAGAAUCGCAUGUUGAAGUAUGGACCUUGGUCGACGAUUUCUAAAAAAUAAUAUGUCGAGGUAUACUGCUGCACUAAAUGCUCUUUAAUCAUAAUGAUUUUGCUUUUGAUUAUCAGAAAUAAUAUGUUAGUAAUACUGUAGCU